This is a messenger RNA of Rhodofomes roseus, 2151 nucleotides long. RefSeq lists its product as uncharacterized. Bases 105 to 2006 code for a protein of 633 amino acids. NCBI's taxonomy places the organism in Eukaryota, Fungi, Basidiomycota, Agaricomycetes, Polyporales, Fomitopsidaceae. Gene Ontology annotation, molecular function: exonuclease activity; nucleic acid binding. The record is from RefSeq and is a predicted model, not a curated record. The transcript is spliced from 9 exons. Gene Ontology annotation, cellular component: nucleus.
GCACUCGGUGCGUACGGCGCCCAGACCGAGCUGCUGAAGUCUUCUGUUGACCUUGCUGCUCUGGGCAAUUGCGACACAUCCUAGUGCAAGCUCAAACGACUAACAUGAAGAGGUCGCAGGACCUCUCACCCCUCGCUGCGGAACAGGGGCAAUCGUCUGCGUUUCCGGCGCCCAAGAAAUUCAAGGCGGCCCCUCGUGUCUCGCAUGGCAUCAGCGUACCUGCUCCUGAACACCCGACCAGCCCUACGAUGGAAAAUGGCGACAACGAGUGGACGAGGGUAGAGAAGCGCAAGGCGAAGAAGGCGAAGAGGACGGAGGCGAAGAUGGAAGUCAACCCACCCAGGUUCAUGUACUCCAAAGCCGAGAUCAUACGGAGACGGGAGGCAGUCGGUAUCAACGAUAUCCGGGAGCUGGUCCUGCAUCUGUCUGCAGAUGCGCCGCCAGCGAGCUGGGUCAGGGUAGAGAAUCCUCGAUCUGUGAAGAAAGUUGUGGCGAUCCUCGUUCCGGGGAUUACCCCAGAGAUCAUCUCGCUGCCGCCGUUGCCCACGUCGGCGACGGCCAACCCGAACCUCCCUCUUCCUGUUCCUCUCCCUGCUGAAGGCUCGUCAUCUGGUCUUCCAUUCAUUGGACGGACGUUCAGCCAUGCGUGUCCUACUCGGGCGCCCGGCGACCAGACGCGGAUGCACUCCGUGCUCAACUCGUUCUUCCAAGGUCCUAUCACAGGCGAGGAGAAGAAAAAGCGGCUCAUCGAGCGUGUCAAUUCAGAGCGGGCUUGGGAGAAGACACCGAUGCGCUACAUCCUGUCCACUGAACUGAUGAUCGAGAACGACUACCCAGUACCAUCAUACAUAGCUGAAGUCUUCGAGAAAUCCCCUGGAUGGGUAGAGACACCGCAGGCAUCCACCUCACAGUCGCCGGAAACGCAACCGCGGAUAUAUGCUAUUGACUGCGAGAUGUGUGUAACAGAGGAUGGGAAGGAGCUCACGCGAGUGUGUAUGAUCGAAUAUGACUCCGGCAUAGUCGUAUACGACCAGCUCGUCAAACCGUCAAAGCCCAUACAAGACUAUCUGACAAGAUGGUCAGGGAUUACUGCCGAAGCGCUCGACCCGGUGACGACCACCUUCGAGGAGGUACAAACCCACAUCCUCAACAUCCUGUCCGCAACACCGACACCAGUACUCCUCGGCCACUCACUAGAGUCUGACCUCAAAGCACUCAAAAUUUGCCAUCCACUGUGCAUUGACACCUCCGUCAUCUACCACCAUCCACGCGGUCGGCCAUUCAAGCCUGGAUUGGCGUGGCUCACGAAGAAGUGGUGCGGUCGGGAGAUCCAGAACAGGGGUGAAGGCGGACACGACCCGGAGGAGGACGCACGAGCGUGUGUAGAUUUGCUCAAGAAGAAGCUCGUCAACGGUCCGGGCUUCGGCGAGUUCAAGAUAGAUAUGGAGUCCAUCUUCGAGCGUAUAUGCAGGUCCAGAUCCGGGACGGUCUCCACGGCCAUCAUCGACCAUGGUAAUCCUGCUGCGUGGCAUGGCACCAAGGCGACGUCAACCAUCGCCUGUCAGACCGACGAUGAGGUCCUCGAGGGCUUGUUGGGAGCUGUACCCUCGCAUCACUUCACAUUCGGACGGCUCACCGCUCUCGCUAUGGCACGCGGCUGGAUCACACCAAAGACGAGCGCUGACCUGAUUCCCGAUCCCGACCCAACUCCCGCUACCCCCGUCGACAUGGACGUGGUCCUCUCGACGUUGAACAGCCAGCUGGAGAAACUGUACGCCGGGCUUCCGCCCCGGACGGCAGUCGUCAUCUUCACGGGCCACUCUGAUCCCCGCCGGAUGUCCGAGCUGAACGCGCGCAAGAGCACGUUUGAGACGGCGCUGAGGCAAGGGAAGGCCCUCGAUGACGUCGGGAAGGAGAAUUGGUGGACGACGGUGGACGGGCGGGAGCUCGAAGAGGAGGUGGAGAAGGCGAAGAGGGGGCUGUUGUUCUUGGGUGUAAAGGAGUAGUCUCCGUGAAUGCCAUGAGAGUACCCUCGAAUAUGUGCUUUUGUGUAUGGCUGUCCUCGCAGCUGAGGCGGUGGUUUCUUUCUGCUCCUGUCACCUAAGUCCCACAGGAUGAUCAGCUUGUGUCAAUUGUGAGGCUGGUAAUGAG